Messenger RNA from Paramecium pentaurelia, 496 nucleotides. The record is from the annotation of a GenBank genome assembly. NCBI's taxonomy places the organism in Eukaryota, Ciliophora, Oligohymenophorea, Peniculida, Parameciidae.
AUGAAAUCUAAAACCUCCAAAAAUUCCCAUCAAAAAAUGUUUAUUGUCAGAAAUGCAUCAGCUUAAUAAAGAAAAUACCAAAUAUAUUAAUCAUCCCCUUAAGCUUCUUUAUCAUUUAUGAUUCAUGGAUAAUCUCUAACUAAAACAAAAAUAAAUUCAUAAAAGACUUUAACACCUAAAGAGAUUAAGGUUAAGUAAACCCUCAAAUCUGUACAUAUAAUAUUCUUACUAGUAAUAGAUUAAAUGUAAAUUGCAAUCUUUAAAAAUUGAAUAGUCUGAAAUUAAGAAAUAGGUCAACUUACAAUCAGAAACUUUCAAAUCUAAUUUGUAAUAAAUCAAAUUCACUGAAGAAUAAAAUAUUAAUACAAUUCAAUAAUAUUUUAAUGAACAAAAUAAGUAUCCAAUUAUUUAUUUUUCUAGGUUCUUCUAACAAGACAUAUAGAAAUUUCAAUAACAAAUAGAAGUCAUAAACUAUUAAGUACAAUUUUUAUAAUGA